AUGUCUAAUCGUUCACCUUGUCCUGUUAUUAACAGUUCUUCAUUUUGGACGGGUAAACCACCUGUUUAUGGUGUUUGCCCUGGUGUUGACUUGAAUGGUUCAAUAAAGUCGUUGCCACAAGUUAAAACAAAUGCUAGUCGAAAGGAAUUACUCGAUUAUUUUAAUAAUACAUGGACGUUAACUGAAGUGCUUUUCGAUGGAUUAGUCAAUGAAGACGCAUAUUAUUGUCGUCCUUAUCAUAAGUUACGUCAUCCAAUGAUCUUUUAUUAUGGACAUCCGGCUGUAUUAUAUAUAAAUAAACUACGUGUAGCUGGUUUUAUUGAACGUGGAAUAAAUCCAGAACUUGAACAGCUAUUUGAAACUGGUGUCGAUGAAAUGCGAUGGGAUGAUUUACAUGAAGGCGACGAAGACAUCUGGCCGUCAAUAAGCGAAGUUCAUAAAUAUCGAGCUGAUGUGUAUCGAGUUGUUCAUGAAGUGAUCGAAACACAUCCGCUAUUUGAUGAUGAACACAUGCCAAUUGAUAUUAAUAAACCAACAUGGGCAUUGCUACUAAGUUUUGAACAUGAGCGCAUUCAUUUUGAAACAUCUUCAGUAUUGUUAAGAGAAUUACCUUUAAAAUAUGUACGUAUACCUGCAGCAUGGCCAACUUAUACUGUAGAAAAAAAUGGCAAGCCCAGUGAAGAAAAUUUCAUGAUAACGUUGGAGAAAUCCGAAGUAACACUUGGUAAACCAAUCGAUUGGCCAAGCUUUGGUUGGGAUAAUGAAUAUGGUACAGAGAAACGAAUAGUAGAACCAUUCAAUGCAAGUUCGAUGUUAAUCAGUAAUAAAGAAUUUUAUCAAUUUGUUAUUGCAAGUGGUUAUACACAACAACGUUAUUGGUCAAAUGAUGGAUGGGAUUGGCGUUCUUUCCGUAAUGUUAAAGCACCACUAUUUUGGGUACAAGUUGGUCCAUCUGGUUUACAUCAAUAUCAAUUACGGACGAUUUUCGAAGUAAUAGAGAUGCAAUGGGAUGCUCCAGUUUGCGUCAAUUUUCAUGAGGCCAAAGCUUAUUGUGCUUGGCGUACAGAACGAGAGGAUAGUUUAAUACCUUAUCGAUUGUUAACCGAAAGUGAACAUCAUGUGUUACGUGACGGGAAUGAGUAUUUAUGGAAUAAUGGUUUACGUAAUGGGGGUGAAGUAGGAGUUACUCAUUUUCCAGCAAAUAAAAAAGGCUUCUACGACGUGUUUGGAAAUGUAUGGCAAUGGUGCGAAGAUUACUUUCAUGCCCUAGAAGGUAGUACACCACAUCCAUAUUACGAUGACUUUAGUGUACCAUGCUAUGAUAAACAGCAUCACAUAAUUCUUGGUGGUUCAUUUAUAAGUACUGGUGAUGAAGCAAGUGUUUGGGCAAGAUUCCAUUUCCGCCCGCAUUUUAUACAACAUGCUGGUUUCCGUAUUGUUCGUAGUGAAGAUGGUGAUCGUGCUUGUGAUGCUAGUCGUGUCGGUAGUUCCAACACCUAUGAAACACAAGACAUGCUUAACAUGUAUCUAUUGAUGCAUUGGGGUGAAGAGCAUCAACGCUUUGAUCCUUUAAUUUGCACGCACAUCACUUUUCCACGAGUACCUGAACUACCAAUCGCUUGCGCUGAACUUGUGAAACGUUUUGCCGUCGGUAAAGAUCGUGUACUAGAUUUAGGAUGUGCUGUUGGUCGUACUGCUUUUGAGCUGACAGCCACUUUUAAGGAAAUAGUCGGCAUCGAUUAUAGUCAAAAAUUUAUCGACACUGCUCGCCACCUGCAACAACACGGUACAUUAGAAUAUACUCGAAAAGAUCAAGGAAUGCAGAAAACAAGAAUAACAGCCAUAGUUAAUCCUUCAAUCGAUUGUCAUCGGAUACGUUUUGAAGUAGGUGAUGCAUGUUCAUUGCCACUCGAUUUGAAAGAUUUUGAUGCAGUUGUGCUCGCCAAUGUACUUUGUCGUCUACCAAAGCCAUCGAUUUGUUUGAAGCGUAUGCAAGGAAAUAACGGAUUGGUCAAGGCAGGAGGUAUUUUAGUAAUGACGACACCAUUUAGUUGGUUGCCACAGUACACACCCUCAGAUCAGUGGCUUAAUAGUGUAAAAGAUAUUGGUGAUAUUCUUACCGACUUCGAUCUAAUUCAUCAAGAGGACAUACCAUUUAUGAUACGAGAACAUCGUCGCAAGUUCGAGUAUAUUAUUACAUUGGCCACUGUCUGGAAGCGACGAUUAUCAUCAAUUGAAACUUAA
Adineta steineri is the source of this 2244-nucleotide messenger RNA. The record is from the annotation of a GenBank genome assembly. NCBI's taxonomy places the organism in Eukaryota, Metazoa, Rotifera, Eurotatoria, Adinetida, Adinetidae.